Messenger RNA from Sinocyclocheilus anshuiensis, 854 nucleotides. Its product is annotated as polymeric immunoglobulin receptor-like. Gene Ontology annotation, biological process: T cell costimulation; cellular response to lipopolysaccharide; cell surface receptor signaling pathway. The transcript is spliced from 6 exons. Bases 42 to 830 code for a protein of 262 amino acids. NCBI's taxonomy places the organism in Eukaryota, Metazoa, Chordata, Actinopteri, Cypriniformes, Cyprinidae. Gene Ontology annotation, cellular component: external side of plasma membrane. The record is from RefSeq and is a predicted model, not a curated record.
AAUAUUAACAAAAUAUAUUUUAUUAUUUAACCUUUUGAGUUAUGGCCUCCAGCAGGGGCUGUAUUGUUUUACUUCAUCUGGUAAUGGUGGUAAAUGAAGUGUCUCUGCAGGUCACUGUUAAGGGUGUUAUCGGAGGUUCUGUCGUUUUACCGUGUUCCUCUAAAGAACCUCAGCUUGCAUCUGAAGACAUUACAGUGAAUUGGAAACACCAUAACAGACUGAAAGUAUAUGGCAUUGUUAAGGGUAAAGUCUCUGUGGAAGGACAGGAUCCAGAGUACGAGAACAGAGUUGAAAGUGACUCUGAGCAGCAUCUGAGAGGAAACUUCUCACUCAAACUCAAAAAUCUUCGGUACAGCGAUACGGGAAAGUACCAGUGCUACAUCAUAGCUGUCUCAGUAAUUAAGACCGUGGAGCUACAUAUCGAAGAGCCUCUGCAGCACCCAUUUGUGCGUUCUGUUGGCGGUUCUGUGGUUUUGCCUUGUUCUUCUAAAAAAUCUCAGCUUACAGCUGAAGACAUUACAGUGCACUGGAGACACAACGAGACGCUGAAAGUGUAUGACAUUAUUAAGGGCAAAGUCUCUCUGGAAGAACAGGAUUCAACAUAUUACAACAGAACUGAAAUUAUCCGUGAGAAGUAUCUGAAUGGAAACUUCUCCCUAAAACUUAACAACGUUCAACACCGUGAUACAGGAAUCUACACAUGCUACAUCACAAAUGAAUUUCUAAUUCAAAGUGUGAAACUAGAAUUUAACCAAGGAGCACAAGCAAGACCAGAGAAGAUUUUAUUAGUGCCUUUACUUUCUGUUUCCAUUCUGCUCUGUAUGACAUAGUAGUUGGCGGAGCAGCGGCACUGA